Aspergillus luchuensis is the source of this 624-nucleotide messenger RNA. RefSeq lists its product as uncharacterized. Bases 1 to 624 code for a protein of 207 amino acids. The transcript has a single exon. The record is from RefSeq and is a predicted model, not a curated record. Lineage: Eukaryota; Fungi; Ascomycota; Eurotiomycetes; Eurotiales; Aspergillaceae.
AUGUACCUCCUCGCCUUCCGCCUCAUCCGACGCAUCUUCUCCAAAUCCAAAAAAUCCAACAACAAUCAAGACCCCAACGGAAUCAACCUCGACUACCCACCACCACCCGCCUCCAACAUCCCCCGUCGCCCCCGUCUAAAGCACUACACGGAGCUCUUCCUACACAUCCUGCAAGCCGUCUUCGGUCUAACCACCAUCAUCCUCUACGGGAUCGACAUCCACCACGCACACGAAAAGUCCGAGUCGGCAGAUGCACGCUGGGUAUACGCCAUCGUGACGGGGAUGAUGGGGUGCGGGACGGCGCUAUUCUACCUGGUUAUGAUGCAUUGGGUGUUGAAGACGCGGACGCCGUUGGCGAUGCGGGAGAGGUGGAAUCUGCCGCUGUUUGUGUGGGAGGCGGUGUUGUGCGUGUUUUGGUUGACGCUGUUUGGCAUCUUUGGGAAGUUGUAUAUUGGGGAUUAUGAGGAUAGUAGUAAGGUGACGAGGAUGAGGCGUGCGGUUUGGGUGGAUUUGGUGGAUUUGGUGCUGUGGGUGGGGACGGCGUUGUGGAAGGGGAUGAGGUGGUGGAGGGGGCAGAGGGGGGUAUUUGGGGUUGAUGGCGUGGAGGAGAAGGAGGGGGUUUAG